AACAUUCUAGUCAGAAGUUGUUGAAAGUUUCAGGUCCAGUGGGUUUUAGGCAGUAUGAAUCAUUUCCUGAAGGUUUUGUCCUAAAAAAUCACGUGAAAUCCCCGAUUUCCAACCAUGGAGGGUCCCAUGAUGGGAGGAUACCUCUCUGUGCCAUCGCAAAAGGCUAUCAAAAAAAUCUGGAGCAGGCGUUACUUCCUGCUGUACCCCACCAGCGGUAGUGGCGUGGUCCGACUCCUACAGUUCGAAAGCCAGGAACAAGCCAAGAAGGGUCCAAAAGGGGCUAAGAUCAUCCCCCUCAAGGACUGCGUGGCCAUCACGCCGAGCGCCGAGCACAAAUCCCAACCCAACGUCAUCGAUAUCGUUUUUCCUGACAAGACUCUCUCCUUCGCUGCUGAGACGGAAAAGCUCCUCAACAAUUGGUACUUGAAGCUGUGUAAGGCGGUUUUUGGAGGGAAUUCUCCCAAUGUUGCUGACAGUAGCGCGGCGGCACCGCCCCCAUACAGCCCCCCACAGAUCCCCUCGUCACAGCCUCCACCCUACAGAGCCACAGAACCCCCUGAGGGAGCCACAGCUCAGGAGUACAGUGGCAUGGCAGACAACGUCAUCUAUGCCGCUCAAGAGAGUCUGUCGUACCAGGUGGUAGUGCGACUGACAGAGGCAGCACAGCGAUGUGACCUGGACGGGCCGUACCUGUUACAGGUGAACCCCACCCAUCUGUCACUGCAGGACCGACGUACUAACGAGGAACUCUACACCUGGCCUUACAAAUAUCUGCGCAGGUACGGCAGAGACAAGACCCAGUUCUCCCUGGAAGCAGGCAGGAAGUGUGCGAGUGGGGAGGGCAAGUUUGAGUUUGCCACCACAGAGGGAAACAGUAUCUUCAACAACGUGGAUGCCUUCGUCAAGGGGAGGGCGUCAAUCACAAUGGACGCUCCCAGUCAGAGAAGGAAAGAUUCGGGUGAAACUCUCAUCAAAAGGGACCCAACGUUGCCUCCAAGAAACUACACCAGGCCCCAGUCAACCGGGCCACCGGAGAUGCCACUAAGGCCGGCCAGACCUCCAGCACCAAGACCAACAAGUGAUGGAAGCUCGUAUCAACAAGUCAAUAAACCAGUUGUAGCAGUGAAACCAAGGCUGUCGCAGAAGGCUGAAGUUCCAGAGUCAGACCUGUAUGAACCACUGGGAGACUACUAUGCAGAAGUUGGUGAUGUUAAACCAGCUGUUGAACCUGAGUACUCGGAGGCAGAGAUGCGGAUGCAGGCCUGGAAGCAGCAGGGACGAUCCGUGAAAGAGAAGGAGCUCGCUUCUGCCACCUUUGACCCCAACACGGAGGACUACCACGUGCCUGCCGUACCCAGCAAGUCGAAACCGCCACCGGUCGUGCCCAGAGCAAAGAAGAGAGUGGAUCACAUUUACGACGCACCGCCGGCCAUUGGGGAAGACAGCGAGGACUAUACAGAGCCAACGGAGAUGCACUCCGACAGGCCGCCAGGGUUUGAGGAUGAUGAAGGGGUUUACGAGGAUACGGAAGCGCUCACAAAGCCACCAGGCAAGCCAGCCAAAAAGGCGCCUGCCCCACCACCUCCUGUACCCCGACACGCUCCCAAAGCCAGGAAACCGGUUGUAGAAUCCCCGUACGAAGAGCCUCCAAGAGAAAUAACGGGAAUGAUAGCAAAGUUUAACAAGAUGCAGUCUGCAGACGAUGGUUCAUAUGAUAGUCUGAAUUUCAGUCCCGAAGGGAAGAAGAAUAAGCCAGUCGUGGCAGGGGAUGGCGAAUACGGUGCCCUGUACAGCACAGUUCCGUCUAAUUACCAGGAGGAGCCAGACGAGACCUAUGAUCGUUUGGAGAACGCAAUAUCGGGAACGUCAUUCAAGGACUCGGAGGGGCCAGUUUACCACGUACUAGAAGGGCCGUAUUCUCCUGUGGGGACAACGGAAAAACAUAUUUAUGACGAAGUGCCCACAGAGCAGUUCCAACCAAAUUAGUUUGAGGUAAACUAGACGGAAGAGUUUGGUGAAAUGUAUCAAACAAUUCUGCAGCUUCUUAUGACACUAAUUUACUAGGAAUACAUAUGCAUAUAG
Molecule: messenger RNA, 2082 nt
Organism: Branchiostoma floridae (Florida lancelet)
Lineage: Eukaryota; Metazoa; Chordata; Leptocardii; Amphioxiformes; Branchiostomatidae
Product: docking protein 2-like
Exons: 8
Coding region: 115-1986 (623 amino acids)
Biological process (GO): positive regulation of MAPK cascade; cell surface receptor protein tyrosine kinase signaling pathway
Cellular component (GO): cytoplasm
Source: RefSeq, a predicted model, not a curated record